GACCAUCCAGCACAGCUUUUGCAAGCAGAAUUAAUCACCUGGAUGAUCAAGAGCAGCCUCUGUUUUCCAGCAACACCCUGCGAUUCCCUGUGGGCGGCUGUGGAAUGCACAAACAGCAGAGCGGCCUGGCUUGGCCCAGAUCCACACAAGUAGGGAAUGACUCAAUAUCUUGACAGCCAGCGUCACAAGUGGGCCAUUCUUAUCCUCUCCGCUUGUGGUGGCAGCUUCCAAACUGGGAUACACUCUCCGACUUAGGAUCCACUGUGCUCUGGCAAGAGGGAGUGGACUCCCAGGCAGGACGAAUGAAAGAAUUGGGGGGAACCCACAUUGCCAGGAUACCCGGUGCUAAAAGAUGUCCAUCAUCCUCUCGGGUCUCAUCCAUGUCUUUCGCCCACUGCUGGCCUCCCUUUCUGGAGCACUCGACUGCAAGGGUUUGGGGCCAUGGUACUUCCUGCUGGGCCUCCGGAUCGUGGCCAUCUUCUUCGCCAAUGGGCCCUGGGACACCAUCAGGGAAGACGUGGAAUGCAACUUCAUCCAGCCCAUCGAGGACAGGUCUCGGGACUUCUGCCGGGCCUUGUGCAACAACCUACAUUUCCCGAUAUCGGUUUCAGCCACCUGGGGGCUGGUGUUCAUUGUGUUGCUCCUCCUUACGGGGCUCAUGAGGCUCACCAGCCCCAAGAAAAAGAAAAAGAGAGAGAGAGAGGAAGAGAGAGACCAUAGACACAGGAAUGAUGGCUUAGCUAUUGUGGCCACUGCGCCCCAUGGCAGCAGUGCUGAUAUAUCCACCAUCUAUAUGGUUGGGGAUCAAGGCCUUCCUAGACGCUACCGUCAUCACCACCCGCGCCAUCCUCACCACCUCUAUUAUGACCACUGGACUGGUUGGCAUGGGAGACCUAUGACCUCCACAGUCGGGGAAGGUGGCACCAGCGUGGCUUUUGGGCCAUGCGAAGAUGGGGGCUAUGGCAUGCCUGCCUAUUCUGGGUACAGUGGCCAACCGAAUAUGCCUGACUGCGGCUACGACAUGGCUCCAAAUGUGUGCUAUACGGAUAGCAGGCAAGCCAAGUUGCCCACACAUUGCUCUGGAACUGAUCAGCAUGAAAUGUCCACCUUUCAAAGUCAUGCCGGUCAAUCCAACAUUGCACCCCAUUGUGGGGAAACAGAGCAGUACAUGCCCACCAAGUGUGCCCCCGUUCCCAUUAAUAGUUCACCUUAUAAGAGCCGCAUGCCUUCCCAGUGUUGGUUGGGUGGUGAAGAACAUGGGGUCGAUGAAUCCUCUAACUUGAAUAGCACAGCCUGCGUGUACACUGUGGACACCCCUACCAGAUACGUCGGCCAAAGCAAAGUGCCCCCCCAGUACCUUGAAAGUGGCAAAUACAGCAUGGCAACCAAAGGUAGGCCAGUCACUGUGAGCAACACAGGCAAUAUUGGUGACCAACCCUGGCAAACCUGGCCAUGUAACAAAGCAGACAUGGCUAUCAAACGCAGGCCGGUUCCUGGGUGUAAGAUGCAGACCUUUCAAAGUCAUGCGAGACAAUCCCACAUUGCGCCCCAUUGUGGGGAAACAGAGCAGUACAUGCCCACCAAGUGUGCCCCCGUUCCCAUUAAUAGUUCACCUUAUAAGAGCCGCAUGCCUUCCCAGUGUUGGUUGGGUGGUGAAGAACAUGGGGUCGAUGAAUCCUCUAACUUGAAUAGCACAGCCUGCGUGUACACUGUGGACACCCCUACCAGAUACGGCGGCCAAAGCAUAGUGCCCCCCCAGUGCCUUGAAAGUGGCAAAUACAGCAUGGCAACCAAAGGUAGGCCAGUCACUGUGCACAACACAGGCAAUAUUGGUGACCAACCCUGGCAAACUUGGCCAUGUAACAAAGCAGACAUGGCUAUCAAACGCAGGCCGGUUCCUGGGAGUAAGAUGCAGACCAAGCGUCAUGUGACUUUUGAUACCACUAGUAGGAGUGAGAUGUGUUUGGGAAGAAACACAUGCAAUGAGCCAUGGUUGGCCAAGGAUUCCAACAUGGAAAGUGACUGUGGGCCCAUGGGUGGGAAGAGAAUCAAGAUGGGACCGAGCAUGCCACCUGAAGUUCCACUGUGCUGCGAUGGCAAUCCAGCCUGUACAUGUGCUGAUAGCAACCCAUGUCAUAUGAACACCCAUAAUGGGCCUUGUGAGUAUGAACCCAACUGCUGUGAACCCACUUGCAAUGAAGAAGCCACCCACAGAUCGCACUGCCACCACAACCGUCAUCAUAGAGAGUCCAUUCCUGGGCCUCAGGAGUAUGCCAAGAUGUCCAUCACAAAAAUCUGUGGUGUGCCCCUCUUUGAUGUCUGGGUGGGACUUCUCCUAGCCACCGAGAUUGGUUUCAUGUGCUUCAUUAUUAUCUUCCAGAUACCCCGUCUUAUUGGCGAGACGUGGAUCUGUGACCCUGGAAUCACUGGCUGUCCCCAGUCAGUUGAAUGCACAUUGAGAGGGAGGGCUGAGAAACGGGUUGUGCUGUGGAGCCUUGUGUUCACUGCCAUCCUUUUCAUCAUCGCCUGCAGUGGCUACUUUCACCUACGGAUGUGCUGGAACAGAAAGUGCCGUCAAAUGUGUGGGGCAGAAGAAGAAGAAAGGCGGGAAGAAGACUGUGCGGAUGAUACCAAGCCAGAGGAGCGGGAAUUCACGGAAGAUGUAGCAUGUGCCAGAGAGGAGGAGAACAGGGAAAGAGAGUGAAAGGGAAGUGGGACAUGCCUGAAGGGAUAGUGAGGCCUAGUCCUCCCUGAGGAGGUCAGCCUCAUAUCUGCCAACUGCCCCAUUUCUCCUGGGACAGUCACGGCUUUUGGUUUGGUUCCCAGCCUCCUGGGGAGGUCCACAGGAAUCCCAUUUUGCUGCCGCUGUCUCCUCCUCCUCCUCCUCCUCCUCCUCCUCCUCCUCCUCCUCCUCCUCCUCCUCCUCUUCGUCAUUCUGAAAUGUUGGCAAGUAUGCAGCCUCCUGUGCCACUCCAGACUGCAUGUGAUGACCCUGCAUGCGAAGCCUGAUUGCUUCUCCAUACAAAAGAGCUCCUGCCACAUAGAAAACAAGAUGUCAUCACAGAGAAGGGUUCUUGCUUAGCCAGCAGUCUGAAGUGGUACUAUUGCCCACAUUUAUGAAGCUGCCUUAGACCAUUAGUCCAUCAGCUUCAGUCUUGUUUACACGACCUGGCUGCAGCUGUCCAGUGUUUUUGAGAGGGGUCUUUCCUUACCCUACCUGGAGAUACCAGGGAUUGAACCUGGGACCUUCUGUAUGUAAAGCAGAUGCUCUACCACUGAGCUAUAGCCCUGACCCAAAUGUACUACUGCAGGGAGAAUUAUAGCAGGAGAGGGCAUCCUGGGGGAACUGCUGAGAGGAAGAUGUUUGAAAAGACUGGGAGCCAGUGAGCUGCAAAGAAACCUCUAGCCCCCAGGCCUUGAUUGUGUGAAAUGAGAUAGAGGCUGGGUUAAGACGUAACAUGAAACCGAAGGUCCCUUCACCUCUGGUUUCGCUAGACAACAACCAACAGUGAUGAACUACAAUUUAAAUGGGGGGGGGGGUAGACACAUGGAUUCCCUCCACAAACUCCAUUUGUCACCUUUGGUUAUCUCUUGGUUUCAUGGCCGCCACCUAUGAUUUGGCAGUAACAGCAUUAUAUCCAAACACUGGCACCGCUGUUAGCUCUCUUCAUAACCAGAGUUGAGGGAGGAUACUCCUUACUCGCCCCAGUUGCUAUUGGAUGUACGGGCUGUCCUUCAGGAAAGAGGGAAGCCCACACAGACAGCUCCCCCGCUUCUCUCCCCAAAAUCCAAAUGCAGAUGGGAGAGCGGGGGAGGGGUGGCACCAAACCACGGGUGCAUUGGACCUGCGGUUCCACAUUAUGUCUGAACCCGGCCAUAGAUAGUAAAGAAAGAGACAAAGAGACAGGGGCAACGUAUUCACAGAAGACUCUGUGUGCUGAGUUCCCGGUUUCUUCUUCACUAGCCAAACAAACUCCAGUUCCACACCCAGGAAGGCCAAGCUUUCUGGGAAGAAUAAAUUAUGCACAAGUGAACAUAUUUACUCACUUUGCAUUGUUGACUUGGCUGCCUUAUGUUUGAGCCUUCAAAGAAUGCAAGGGAAAGGUGAGGGUGGUGGCAACAGGGAGAACAAUCAGAUAGUUGGGAGGCGAAGAGAAAAGGCACAGAGGCUGGAGUUGGACAAUUAGGUGUAGGAUGGGAGGGGAACCAUAGCAAGAAAAUGAAUCAAGGUGUGUGUGUGUGUGUGUGUGUGUGUGUGUGUGUGUGUGUGUGUGUGUAAAAGAGAGAACGAAUGAACGUGUGCAUUUCAGUCUAGGACAUGGGCACUCAUUCACUGACCAGCCUAGGCCUUACUUAGUUUAUCUGAUUUCUGAUCUUUCACCAAGCACUGUGUCAAGGAUCUGGCCUCAUCCUAUGCCACCAGGUAGAAUUCUUCAUUGCUGUGGCAGGCUCUACCAACCAGCCUUGGCAUUCUCUACCUUUUUUCAGAAAUGAUCUCAUGCUAAGGCAGUUAGGCAUGGGGUGGGAAUGAUAGAAAGAGACAAAAGUAUGAUCCAAACUAUUGAAAAGUGUACGUAGAUUUUAAAAAGUAGCCAAAGUCAAACAAUUAUAUGGAUGUUAGAGCUUAGAAAAAGUGUACUUACAAAACUGAGCAAAAGAACAAUCAAAAGUUGGAGUGACUGACUCCGCUAGCCAGACUGAGACUUGCAAAAUUGUCUCACCAGAGCUCCCAGACAUGGGUGUUGGUAUCAUUGAGUGGAUGGGUUCAAAGAACCCAGGCCCCCCAGCUCCUGAAAGCCCCCCAGUUCCACACACCCCUAUUUUCUUAAUUAUCUCCCUUACUCCAAGAGGCCGCCAGGGAGAGAGGCCCCCUCUCCCCUAGUUAUGCCCCUGCUUCCAGAGCAGCUUUUUCCUUAGGCUUCUCUGAUCCUUGCAGCAGGGUUGACUUCCUCUCUGCCCUACUCUGGCAGAAUCAGCCUCUCCUGCCUGCAGCAGCCACUCCAAGGGAUUUCACCCCCUCCGCUGGAGUUUUCAGCUCUUAGCGAUUGCAGCUCUGUGAGGUUCAGCUCUUUUCAGCAGCUUCUGGCAGCUCUCUCAGCUCUGCUUGUGAUGACUUCUCCAGACUGGACUCAGACUGACUGAGCAACUCACAUCAGUGUGUGACAGACUCCCUGAUAUGCUCAAGCCUUCCCCUCCAUUUUUGGAGUGCACCCAGUCAGAAUUAACUCAUAUUUUCCUCCAUUUAAAACAAACAAACAAAUUCUGUUUAGCCUCCUUUCCCUCCUAAAUCAAUCAAACUUUUUAUCUGCUACACAACUUAAGGAAAAGACACUUCAGAAUACAAGCAACAGAAAGAUCAUAAACUAUUCAACAGACAAAAAAUAGAGGAUUAAUCCCGUGGGGGUGGGGGGGGGGUUGUCUGGGGCCGUGCUUGCGGCCCCUGAUUGGUGGCAGCCCAGGUUUGUGGCUACCCAGGCCCCUAGCCGGGCAGGGGCAGUAUGGCUAGCUGGGCCCCUGCAUCUGAUGUCAGACGCAGGGGGCCGCGGUGGCGGCCACACACGGUUUGCCGCCAACCUCCCUACACUGCUUGUACAGUCAUUCAUAUGUUAUGUUGAAUUAAGGUACAGAAGAACACUUCCUAUCUGUACCAUGCAUUUGAAGGGCCUGUAUCCAGGUUCACUUUUAAAAUAAGCACAGGUACAGGCAUUCCAACAAACACAUGUACGAGUGUACAAAUAAUGUCAUAAAAUAAUAAUAUAUAAAAUUUGAGCCUGGGGCACCCAAACCUGUUAGGGUUUGCAUGCUUGUAAAUGAUAAGCAUGGAGACUGAUUUAAGGUAAACUAAUCUACUUUAUUUAGAAGUGCAUGAUGAUAGGAAAGACCUAUACCCUGGCUGCUGGCUACUUGAUGGUCAGAGAGAGAGAGUGGGGAAGGAGGAGGAGGAGGAGGACCCCUAGUGGUCAUUAGGGUUAUUGUUGCAAAAGGUCGAUAUCAUCUGGAGCUGGACCUCCCAACAGAUUUAACGAUUCUGGAUAUAUAUUUAUUUUAUUUAAAAAAUAAAACCUUAG
Hemicordylus capensis (graceful crag lizard) is the source of this 6068-nucleotide messenger RNA. RefSeq lists its product as uncharacterized. The coding region runs from base 353 to 2704 and encodes 783 amino acids. The transcript has 3 exons. Lineage: Eukaryota; Metazoa; Chordata; Lepidosauria; Squamata; Cordylidae. The record is from RefSeq and is a predicted model, not a curated record.